ACACCUUUAAUAAUAAGCAGUGAACCCCGGCGCCUACCACCGAGAGCACAUAGGGCGCUCGACAACCUGGUACAGCUGAGCUGAGCCGGUAAAAAGCCGACGUCUGUGUUUACGAUAGAAACAACCACAGACAACAAGAGAAGACCGAGACUGUGGUUGAAUAAAGGACGACAAAAGGCGUGAAGAAAGGGAGGGGGUCAAUUGGAUCACUUAUUACCGACCAACGCUGCUCUUAUUCUGCCACGCUCCUUCAUGCUGUUGCGGGAGUGUAAAACAACCGGCGCGCAAAGUUGCUGAGCCGAUCCGCUUCCUUUAUCAAGAGUUGAACGUAUGUGGAGGAUCGAUCUGUUCUCCUGUGGAUUUCAGACCCCAACACAGCGUCUUUGUCUGUGGAUGAGCAAUGCCUGUUGGAUGGUAACAUUGCCUGCGAGGAGACAACACCGUGCCACAUGCGCCCGGAAGAUAUGGAUUCGAUUUCACUAUAGCAAAAAUUUGCCGCUUUUUUUUUUUAAUAAUAUUAUUUUUUUUGACUGUUUGCUCAUUCUUUUUUUAAAACAUUGUUUUAUUAGCAUUUUAACCGACGCCUGGGCUUUUUAGACUUUUGUGGAGUUACAAUCAUGAACAUUGUUUUUAGUUUUGUACAAAUUCUCCUGGCAGCAGUUCUUCAUCUAUCCACUGUAAAGACUGCCAGCAUUAACAAGGGAGUGGAUAAGAGUAAAAAUGAAGUUAUCCAACUGACAGAUGUCAUCAUGAAGAGUAGGUGCCAGCCCAGAGAAAUUCUUGUGGACAUCUCCCAGGAGUAUCCGGAGGACACCGAACACACGUACACGCCUUCCUGUGUAGUCCUCACUCGGUGUGGAGGCUGCUGCAACGAUGAGGCGAUGGAGUGCGUGCCAUCUGAAACUCGCAAUGUUACGUUACAAGUAAUGCGGAUCAGAUCACUGGUCACGCAACAUAAAAUUCAACUGAGCUUCACAGAGCAUAAAAAGUGUGACUGCAGACUAAAGCCCGAAGUUCAAGCAAAGAAAGAAAAAGAAUACCACUGUGCGCCUUGUUCAGAGAGAAGAAAGCGCUUGUUUGUGCAGGACCCUCUCACCUGUAAAUGCUCCUGCAAAUUCACACAAUUAGACUGCAAGUCCAGGCAGCUUGAAUUAAACGAAAGAACUUGCAGAUGUGACAAACUGAGGAGAUGAGACCAGGAGGCGCAGACUACACUGUUAUGAAGGAAUUCUUUUUCGCACAGCACUUUGAAAUCUGAGGAUGCAUUCCCUGCAAGGACACUCAAGGACAAUGCAAGACAGGACCUUCUCCAUUCUGAUCUUGCCACCGUCUUUUUUCCAUCUAACGCUAUAUAUAUAUAUAUAUAUAUAUAUAUAUAUAUAUAUAUAUAUAUAUAUAUAUAUAUAUAUAUAUAUAUAUAUAUAUAUAUAUAUGUGCAUAUACUCUAAGUACAGUACAUCAACAGUGUGUAUUGCUGCUACUAUUUAAAACGAAUGCGCUGUCGGCGUGUGAAUGGGAAAAUGUGACAGAGCUCCCGGAUAAAAUUGGGGAAAAGACAUUUUACUUUAUUUUAUGUAAGACUUCACUGGAUGCUGGUCUGCUGUGGACAUGAACCCGAUAUACGUCUCACAUUCUGGAAAAUUUGGUGACCACAAUGUCAUCCAACAAAAGCCGAUCUUGCCUGAAGGGCCCGAAUGGGAGCGGCUGGAUCACCAAAUUCUGAUGGGGAUACCUGCGGCACUUGAACUGUAUGGCAGGUUUCCCAACGUGUUCUUCUCUGUGACAUGAUGAGACGUUUUGUCUGUACUGUAGGACGCGACAGCAGUUAAUGUGAGAGUAUAACGACAGAAUUUGACACAACUGCUGACACAGGUUACGUGCUGUGGUGACGAAUAAUGUGACCUUCCCAAAUAGAAGUUCAGUGACGAUGGCAUGAACCCAAAGAGAGGUUCGCCAAGAAAGUUUGAUCGGAAUCUUGGCGAAAACGACCUAUGAUGCUCGUUUGGAAAGAUGAACGUUUUGUCAGGGUGUAAAUGUGUCAAACCACUAUCUGUCUGGUCCUGCCUCCAACACACAACUUUUUGGGGUUGGAAAAGAUAUUUUUAUUGACAUGCACAGUAUAUUAUUUGUAUUUUUAUUUAGACAUUGUGUUAAUUUCACAACAUGUUUUGAGACCAUGCUAAAGGGAUAUUAAUGUAGGUAUAUAUGACAAAGGGUAGUGACUAGAUGAGCUGAGAAUAGGUCAGUCUAGGAACCCCCCCGCCCCCGAACCAUGCUGUUGUUGUAUUCAAUGACUUUGUCUGCGCUCCAAAGAAAGUCAUGCCUCCACAGCAGAGCAAUUUAUUGGUAACGGUCUGUAUAUACUUACUGGAUAUCCCUUUUUCAAAUGUCAUUUAAUUUAUAGAAUGUGUUCAGUAUUCUGUAUUAUAAUAUUUAUAUGAAUUGUUACAGUGAUUUUAGUUUUUCCUCCCUUUCAAUCUGCCUUGAGAUCGAACAUGUUUGACUGUGGAUUUUUGUGGGGUGGGAAAGGACUGAAAACAAAGCUUUGACAUUCCUGAUUUUUAAAUUGAAGCUAUGUUACUCAACAGCCGAAGGAGGGUGUGAAGGUUGCGGGGUAGGGUGGAGGGGGAGGGAGGAGGGUGUGUGUGUGUGUGGUUUAGGGGCAUAAUGGGGCAUUUGACCGAUGGAAACCCCAGUCACAAGUAUGUGCGGAUGAUGCACCAGCACAGGUGCUUUUCAUUUUGGACUCGGGACUCGGGCAAUGGACAUGUGGUUUUUCACUUGCUUGCCCGGAGACACAUCAUAUUCAGGACUGAAGGAGUGUAGUUGCUGCUGCUACUCAGCUUGGACCUAAUUGUGUGAAGAUUCUCGUCUGUCGGGCUCUAGUCUGAAGGUGGUGAACUGGCACGGUACUUUCACUGGCUUUUCUGACAAGCGCAAGUGUCACUCAAGUAUUUUGUUUAACCAGGAGGACAUCCCGUCAUGAGGAAAUGCAAACUUUGCAAUUGAAUUGUUACCAUUAGAGGUCAACUCACUUUCCGAAUUCAAAUCAGUAUCGUAUGUAAAAAGUUCAGGCAAUAGAUGAGGCAUGACAUACAUGACAUGUACAGCACUCCAAACAUAGAGGCAAAUGUUUCCCAACGCCACACAUUACACAACGAGCCGUUUUCUGCCAGUUGCAAGACUGUUUAUCAGCCAUGUGAGCCAGCAGUAAAUCCUGAUAUUGCCACCCUCAAACUAAAGUCCUGAGACUGAGUUCACUCCUAUCAGCUGGGUCAGAGGCAAUGCCUCUCAAGUCCUCGGUUGAUGAGAACAUUCUUUUUUUGUAUUUAAAUAAAACAAUUGUGUUGAGUUUUUACAGCCACAAUUUUUUUGUAUAUUUUCACAUUAAUAUAUUUAUUUGUGCUGUAAAUUCUUUGACACUAUUAAUACUGUUUUUGUUAUUUCUAGUGUAACUAUUAAACAUAUUUAUUUUUAAAAGA
Messenger RNA from Hippocampus zosterae (dwarf seahorse), 3482 nucleotides. RefSeq names its product vascular endothelial growth factor Aa (gene vegfaa). Gene Ontology annotation, cellular component: membrane. Gene Ontology annotation, molecular function: vascular endothelial growth factor receptor 1 binding; heparin binding; chemoattractant activity. NCBI's taxonomy places the organism in Eukaryota, Metazoa, Chordata, Actinopteri, Syngnathiformes, Syngnathidae. Gene Ontology annotation, biological process: response to hypoxia; positive regulation of endothelial cell proliferation; vascular endothelial growth factor signaling pathway. The transcript has 7 exons. The record is from RefSeq and is a predicted model, not a curated record. Bases 618 to 1193 code for a protein of 191 amino acids.